UUCCCGACUUCGUGAAACCAAAACGCUCUUUUCAAUCACACGUUCUCCUCCAGGCUUUGUCCGUCCUGUCUUUUCUCAAACAAAUUGCAAUCUAUCCCUCCUCUUGUCGCCAAUUCGCGCAGCCGUCUCGAACGAGCUACACGAAAUGCACGCGUCGAGGGCCAGCAGCCUCCUCGCGGUUGCUGCCCUUCUUUUUAGGAACACAUUAUGUGCGGGACCUGCAAUUCGCCGAGCUGUCACUGAAUCGCCUCUCGAUCCAUGGGUAUCCGUCGACGCCAGCGGAAACCCGGUGGCCACGAUUACUCCCUUCGUCUCAAAAGUAAAUGGAGUUGCAACUACUAUUAGUGCGGCACCUGCGAGCUUGACUGCCACCACAACAACAUCGCAAAGCGAUUCGAAGCCGACUGAAACAUCCGUGCCGUCGGGAGGGGGGUCAUUUCAAGUCUGCCACAACCUUGAUGGGCAUUUUGCCCCCAUGUGUAAACCCGACAAUGGCACUGCGAUAUACGUGGGACAGACGUAUUAUGUUACGUGGGACUCGGCGUAUUUCGCAGAGAAAAAUGCCACCGUCAUCAUAGUCGCUAACUAUUUUAAUUCCUCAAACGGGGGGCAGGUUGCGUUCUCAUCGAAAAUCAUUGGCGCAGCGGCAGGGUUUUAUGUUUGGACCAUUGAAAAAGAUUGGCUGCAAGGGCUAUCCUCUAACAGUGUCACACUAUGGAUGAACCCUUUGAAUCCCAUCGAUGGCGAGCCUCAUAGCCUGGGAGGUUUGAACCUUGAGGUGACCAAUAAACCCGCAGAGUAUUAUCACCCGCCGCCGACACCAGUGCCAACGGGCCAGUCUCUGUAUAUCGCUCUUCCAUCUGUUUUUGGGUUUAUCAUCCUUUGUGUUUGUGGUGGGGCCAUAAUCAACCGAAAGCACAGGAAGAUUGGUCUUGGGAACGUAAUGGGACGACGAAACGGAUAUGGAGUUGGCAAAUCUAGGCGUCAGCGGUUGGGUCUGAGAAAGAAGAAGGAUGGGGCAAUUCAGUUGCGAGAUCAAGAGUUGACUGCUGGAGGCGAAUACCGAGAUGCACCACUUCCAGAGGAGAGGGAACGGCCUUUUGGGCAUGCGAGAGCGGACUCAGAUGCGCUGGGUAGCCUGGCUGGCACCCCAACAGAGGAGAGGGCUAACCAUUUCAGGGACGAGAUGCAGCGACAAGAAAGGAAUAGGUAUUGAGCACUGUUCUGCCUAACGACGUGCACAGAGAAAGGGGCAGGUUCCUUAUGUACCAACAAAACCCUGUGCUUACGAAUGUAUUACUUCUUUGCUACUGUUAUGUUUCAGAGAAGACCCCCAAGUCCCUCUUGAACUAGCCAUUGUGGUGUGCCUCGCGCAACAAUGUCGAUCUUCCACAAGUGUGUGGUUGACUAUGAAAGCCUCAAUGAGCAACUAGCUUUCUGGCUAGUCUUCCCUUUUCAACGGAAGAGAUCGCUUCCGGGAGUUAGAAUUUCCAGGCCAAAGGAGAGCGGGAUGAGGC
Hyaloscypha bicolor E is the source of this 1517-nucleotide messenger RNA. RefSeq lists its product as uncharacterized. The transcript is spliced from 3 exons. NCBI's taxonomy places the organism in Eukaryota, Fungi, Ascomycota, Leotiomycetes, Helotiales, Hyaloscyphaceae. The coding region runs from base 146 to 1216 and encodes 356 amino acids. The record is from RefSeq and is a predicted model, not a curated record.